Molecule: messenger RNA, 1611 nt
Organism: Fusarium graminearum PH-1
Lineage: Eukaryota; Fungi; Ascomycota; Sordariomycetes; Hypocreales; Nectriaceae
Exons: 3
Coding region: 297-1127 (276 amino acids)
Biological process (GO): regulation of DNA-templated transcription
Molecular function (GO): DNA-binding transcription factor activity
Source: RefSeq, a predicted model, not a curated record
UUGCUCUCCAUCUAUCUCCAACAAGUUCUUUACCAGACUCAACUUCAAGUGUCUUCAGAUCUUCUUGAUCUCUUUCAGCCUCUACUUAUAUAUACCCACAACCACCACCCUCAUCUCAAGCAACUCACCAUCUCUUCCCACCUUGGUUGUUGCCUCUUGAUUGCUUUGGAUAUAAAGACAGAAACCGGUACAAGAUAACUAGCUCUAUCAAUCCUACUUUGGACAAUUCAAGAGCUUUGUCGUCUAUCAAGUCGACGAUAACAAAACACCCCACUUACCAAGACAACAACUUCACAAUGUCCAUGUUCAUGACACAACCAGCCUACGCCUACGCGGCAGCUCCCCCACCUCCCAGACAGUACUCGGGAACAAGCAGUGCUUUCAGUGCUUCUGCCAACCCUGAUGAGGACUGGACCAAGAUCUCAGAUCUUGCUGAGCGCAGAAGAAUUCAGAACCGCAUUGCUCAGCGCAACUACCGCAAGAAGCUUAAGCGCCGUCUUGAAGACCUUGAGCGCCGAGCUGGUUCUUCUGACGAUGCCGAGUCCGACAAGCAGCCCCAGAAGCCUUCCAAGUCGAAACGAUCCCCCUCCGCUCCCAAGCCUCAAAAGUCGCAAUCAACAGGUCCCAGCAAGUCCAUUGCCUCUCAGGGCCAGUUCACUCCUCCCAUGGAGCCUUCUGACGAGCUCUUCUUCUCCGGCACCUACGACGACCGAGCCCGCUCAGACAGCCCUCCUCAAUUCACCUACUCGACUUAUCCCGCUCCCGAUGAGAUCCUCCUUCACCCCUACGGCUCCGCGCAACACUACCCAGCCAUCACAACCGCUGAUGCCUACCCCAACUACAUGACAGCCUCCACAGUGCCCAUGACACUCCCUUCCAUGACACACUUCAGCGACGCCAUCAAGCGGGAGACACCAUACUCCAGCGACGAAGGACUCGCUCCCUACAUAUACGGCUACAUGCCCCCAAUGGACUUCAACUCUGGUAGCCCAUACGAUCAGAACCCUCAUACUCCUCCGCUGUCGCAUUCUUUCGACCACUCUGCCAACUGCUCAGAGACCGGCUAUGACUACCCUACCACGCCUCUGUCAAUGCCUAGCUCGCCCAAUAUGAUUCAUCACCAAUAAGGCACUAGGCAGGCAUGAUUGCAAUAUGCAGCGACUUUGAGAUUUUGUUUAGGCGUUGGGAUUGAGCCCUACGAGGCAUAGCAUGGCGGGUUUUGAUAUUUGGGCACUUUCACACACUCGACACUUUUCACUUCUUGGAUACUGUCAAAUGUAUCUCACAGACGGUGAAGACUGUCUGCCUUCAUUUUAUGUACACGGGUCGAAGCGCUCGACACUGUGGUUAUCUGUAACGGCUGCAAGAUGUACGGACGAUUGCUUAUUAGGAACGGUGAAGGAAAAGACGAUGAGUGAGGCGUUUUGGGAACGUAUACAUUACGCAUUCUAAUGUACGUUUGAACAUGAGUGGAUGGAACUGGUAAAGGAUGAAAGCAGGCAAGGAGGCAAACAAACAUGGUGGCUGCGGCGGGGUCGGACCAGACAGGUCGACAUUGACUUGGCACUUUACACUUGAUAGCUAAGCAAAUAUUCAGAGCCAUUGAAACAU